AUGUCGAAAUACUUGAAAUCACCAGACAAUAUGCUCACAUCAACAUGUCUACAUUCGAUUGCUCACUCAUAUAUUCUCAAUGAUAUCCGUUCGUCAAUUGACAAAAAUAUAUUUUAUGAACCCGAGUGUUUCGUAAAAGGAAAUGGCGAAGAAGUGUUACAGAAAAUGCUAGAAAAUUCGAAUUUUAAACUCAGAAUGUACGGAUCGGCCGAAGAGCUUGCACAGAAUCUAAAGAUUUAUCAAAAUUUUCCUGGAAGUCAGCAAUUUUUGGGAACCUAUCAUGAGCCAUACAUUAAUGCUCCAGCCAUUUUUCACAGUUUGAAAAAUGAGAAAUUCAUCUGCAGAUCGGACCUUUUCGUGAUUCUUCAAAAUAUGGCGGUGGAAAUCUCAUUGAUGCCUAAUGUUGACACUUUCCGAUAUGUGAUUGCCGGUGCUUUAAGUGGUCUUCCGAAACAGCAAGCGAAAUAUCUGGAAUUCGUAAAAUUCGAUCAGAAAGUGUUCGAUGAGAUUGAGAUGGAAAUGCGGAAAGCGAAUAGUAAGAAUGAAAUCGCUGAAACAGUGUCACAAGUAUCUUCUGGAAAUUUCGAAACACUGGUUGAGAAGUAUUUUAAAGUGAAAACUGCGGGCUACACUAAAGAAGAUUUUCGAAAUUUGAUCAAAAAUUACUACAAAGGUGUAAUGAAUUCGAACAAAAAUCCGGCUGAGGCGUUGACUGUAUACUCGGUGAAUAUGACCAUGGCGAUUUGUAUUCGAAACAUUAUUGAAACGAGACCAGAGAUGUUUCAGCAAAAGGCACCGAUUACCGUCAGAGUAUUUGAGGAUGGAGAUCAGAAAUUUGUGAUCGCAGCUGAAUUAGCUUAUGCUUUGUGGCCAGAAAGGCUAUCAGAAAUAUUUGAAAAUUAUAGUAAAGUUGGGCCACAUAUGUACACCACAAUGGGGCUGGAAGAAGCGAAAGAGAAGGGAGAAGGGAAUAUUGAGUUCAUCCGCUAUCCAAUCAAAAGAACCAAACACCGAGCUGUUCCGAUUAAAGGACCUAAUCCAGAAGACCCAAAUGAUUGGUGUAUUCUCGCUGUGGACGCUUUCUUCGAAUAUAUGAAGAGUAUCAUCACUGGAUUCAAGAUUUUUCAGAAAUGUUUCGAAACGUUUGCCGUUUUUAAGUACAUUUUUAAUGCUCUCGAGAAAGUAUUCAAACCCGAAGUUGAAUCGCCAUAUUUCUUACAAAUUGCAUCUGUCGAUAAUCUGUUGACGACGCUUCAGGACACUAUGAAAUCAUUUUCACCAAAUAAAGACGUUCGAAAUGCGAAACAAGACGGGUUCACUGCACAGCAUCUGAAGAACGAACUGAAUCAUUUGGGUCUUACUGGGCUCUUUCCGGAAAUCCUUGAUUAUUCUGAAGAUGUCUAUGAAGAAAUCUAUAAAGCGAAGAAGGAGAGAUUUCUGACAACCUGCGAUUUGUUUGAUGCUGUGGAGAAUUGUCAGUUGAUUUGUUUGCUCAAUAGAAUUCCGAAUCUCAAGAAGUUUCUUCACAACCAGAAAGGAUGUGGUAUGGUAUUCGGAUACAAAUGUGAGAAUUGUGAGAAGGAGAAGGAUGCUCAGAAUUCUAUGAGGAAUCUGAAAAUCAAGAGCUCAAAUGAACCAAUUCCAAACCAAUGCUCAAAACCAGCUCUCCCUGCUUCAACAGACUGCGAUAAGUGCUCAGAAUCUUCCAAUUCUCUCGAGGAGACUGAAAAUGAGCUGAAAAUAAGUGAAAAUCAGUUGAAGGAGAUGCAACAGAAGGUGUUGGAUACAGAGAAGGAAUCGAGUGACCUGAAGAAAGAACACGAGAAAAUUGUGGAAUCUGAAGCAAAGAAGACAGAGGAAUUGGCUAAAAUGAAGGAGGAAUUGAACAAUGAGAAGGAGAAGAAUCAGGAGAAAGACGAGGAGAUUCUGAAGGCGUCAAAAGAAAAUGAGGAACUUCAGAAGACAAUUCUCAAAUUGACAGCUGAAAAUGAGACAAAUGAGAGAGUGAUUCAGAAGUUACUCGAUAGAAUCAGAAAUUUAUCGACUAGUAACCACAAAACUACUGAAAUUAAUGAGAAAACUAUCGAAGAAUCGACUGCUUCUGUCACCUCUAAAAAUGCUCCCCUCGUUAUCGAUUGUCUCAUUUGUUCCAGUCAAAUCAAGGCGGGACAAGAAGUCAUCAGAUGUCCUUUGUGCAAACGAAGAUUCCAUUCGAAUUGUGCAUUCAAAUGGCGCAAAGACCACACUCAAUGCCCGGCGUGCAAUGGAGAUCUCCCUGGAAUUUAA
This is a messenger RNA of Caenorhabditis remanei, 2286 nucleotides long. RefSeq lists its product as uncharacterized. Gene Ontology annotation, cellular component: membrane raft. Bases 1 to 2286 code for a protein of 761 amino acids. Lineage: Eukaryota; Metazoa; Nematoda; Chromadorea; Rhabditida; Rhabditidae. The transcript has 9 exons. The record is from RefSeq and is a predicted model, not a curated record. Gene Ontology annotation, biological process: innate immune response.